Molecule: messenger RNA, 2452 nt
Organism: Paramuricea clavata
Lineage: Eukaryota; Metazoa; Cnidaria; Anthozoa; Malacalcyonacea; Plexauridae
Source: the annotation of a GenBank genome assembly
UAUAAAUCACAAUCGACACAAUUUGUCUCAUUGUCUUUUCCUAUCGUUUUUUCUUCCACAUACCUAUGCAAAACAUGAGGAGUUAAAAAUAAAACAAAAUUCACUUUUCAAUUAAUAAAGGCAAGGUAACCUGGUCAGUGAAAUCCCCAUGCAAACAAUGUAUACAUAUUUCCAUGUGUCCAGUGAUAUGUGGUAAAAAGAUACCAACCACACCCCAACCUAAACCUACCAUUAACCCCCCACCUACCAAACUACCUCCUACCUUCCCACCAACACCCAGGCCACCAACAACUAUACCACCACCGACAUUACCACCACCAACCCGACCACGUACAACCAAAUCACCACCAGUAACAUCUCGACCACCCACACAACCACCACUUACACCGGCACCACCAGUAAUCCCCUCUCCUCAACCUCCAGCGCCCCCAACACAACCACCACCUCUUACCCCAGCACCCCCAGUAAUUCCGCCACCAGUAACUCCGGGUCCGCCAGUAACACCAGCACCCCCAAUACAACCACCAUCACCCACGCCUCCACCGCCAAUACAACCAACAUCACCCACACCAGCACCUCCUAUACAACCAACAUCACCUACCCCUGCACCUCCAGUACAACCACCAUCACCUACCCCUGCACCUCCAGUACAACCAGGAGAAUGUAAGUAAGGAAACUAGUGAAGACAGUAAAGUUUUUGUGGAAUUAUUAAUUAUAGUAUAUGAAUGAAUACAAUAGCUGACCAAAUAAAUAUUAUACCACACAUAUUUUAUAAAAUAACGUUGUAUGCAAUCUAUAUCUCCAUUAAUUAUGAUGCAAUACAACAUCUUCAGAGCUUUGAAGUGAAUUUUACAUGGCAUGUUACAUAUAUUUACAAUAAAUAGUUUUAGAUUACGAAAACGGAAAUUUUAAAAUUUUAAAUGUUAUAACAGUUUUCGUAAUUCUUCUGGAUUGGCUUCAUACUCAGUGUAGGAUGUUUUCCUGUAAAGCAAAACAAACAAACAAACUACUUCUAUAUUGAAUUUAUUUCUACAAUUGUUUUAAUAUUUUUCUAGUAUCAUGUCCAAUAGUUGUUGAGAAGAAAGGAUGUUUUAAAGACGAUCAAAAGCCUCCACGUCCUCUUCCCAAUUACAUUUUAACAGAUCGUGAUAGCAGUUUAAAGAUCUAUAGUGGCCAGGGGGUUGAUUGGGGAAACUGGGUUAACUAUCUACCUGAUUUGGUGUGUCGCUGUGCUCAGCUUGCUAAAUCUAAAAAUUUCAAAUUCUUUGGAAUACAAUAUUAUGGUAUGUGCUAGAUUUUCAAAACUAAAACUAUUUUUUUCCGUCCUUGAUUUCGUGCGAUUUUCUUGAAACUGGAAUCUUGAGAUCUUCUCAUUAAUCUUUAUUUAAGGUAUCUCUUUUUUCCAUGAUUUACCUCUUAAUCGCCUCUUGUUCUAGCAUUGAUGUUUACAGUAAUUUAUUAAUUUUUAAACUACUUUUCUGUUCUAUACCAAAACGUGUGUUUCUAUUAAUACUGAAGCACUCAAAUUUCAAUUAUAAUAUUAUAAUUAGUAUUAAUUAGUAUUAGUAUAAUUACAUAGGUGAUUAUUGAAAAUUCUCCACGCUGAUUGGUUGCCGUUGAGGUGAUUAUUACGCGAUAAUCACCUAAGCGAUUUUCAAUUUUUCAAUUUUUUUUCCCAAAUAAUCACCUAUGAAAUUAUACUAAAACAAUUAUUCACCUCAGGCUCGGUGAUUAUCAUGAAUAAAAACCUCGACUUCGUCUUGGUUUUUAUUCACCGAUAAUCACCUCGCCUUCGGCGAAUAAUUGUUAAGUAAUUAAUAUUAUAUUAUAAUUAGUCUGAACUGCAUUCAUUUUGUUUUCCUAUUUUUAUUUUACUGCCGUUUCAAUAUAUAUUGUGUAUUCAAACAGUACCUUCAAAGAAAUGUAAUUUAUAUAUAACCUUGACAUUUGUUUCAUAUAAAAGGUAGCGGCAUGUUACUUAUUUUAUGUUCUCGCCUGGUUAUUCUAUAUCCUUCUUUAUACAUAUGUAAACCUCAAAACUCUCUCAGAAUAUUUUCUGCAAGUCACGAGAAAUAUCAACUGUUCUACUUUACCAGGAGAAUGCUGGUCUGGUCCCUCACCAGAUGAAAGUUCGUUCAAAGAAGACGGAAGCUCAACGGAAUGUGUCAACACGGACUGGAAAGAAUGCUCGGAUCAAUCCAAAUUUGCUUGUGCUGGAAAACAGUUCAAUAAUUACGUUUACGCUAUUGUUUCAUAGAAUAUUUGUAAACAGUAGCCUGCAGGGUCUUGAUUUGAGGGGUUGGGGGGAAACAAACAUAAAUUCUGAACACAAGCGCGCCAACAGCGAGAUAGCCCCAGGCAAGUCCAGAGGCAUGCUCUCCCGCAGUCCCCUCCCACUUUUUGUCCGGCAUUUCGCAAGAAUAGUUCUGGAGGAAACUUGCGGGGGGGGGGG